This is a messenger RNA of Spodoptera frugiperda (fall armyworm), 343 nucleotides long. RefSeq names its product small integral membrane protein 4 (gene sloth1). The record is from RefSeq and is a predicted model, not a curated record. The transcript has a single exon. Bases 119 to 337 code for a protein of 72 amino acids. Lineage: Eukaryota; Metazoa; Arthropoda; Insecta; Lepidoptera; Noctuidae.
UCAUAUGUCAUUCACUAAAUUUUAGGUUAUAUUUUGCUUUAUUGGCUUUCGUUGUCGUUUUUUAAGCUUACAUAAUAUAGAAACAUUUGUGUAGUUCUCUACAAAGACAUCAGAUUCAAUGAGAAUAGGCUGGGUUCACAAAGUAGUUAACAAAUGGCCCGGGAAAAAGACUUUUGGGAUGUAUAGGUUUCUUCCCAUGUUCUUUGUACUUGGAGCUGCAUUGGAGUUUUCUAUGAUCAAUUGGAAGGUUGGAGAAGUAAACUUCUACAGCAGUUUUAAGAGACGUCAAGCUCACGAUAUUGUUGAAGAAAAGAUAAGAAAAUACGCCGCAGCCUAAAAUGCC